This is a messenger RNA of Rotaria sordida, 1566 nucleotides long. The record is from the annotation of a GenBank genome assembly. NCBI's taxonomy places the organism in Eukaryota, Metazoa, Rotifera, Eurotatoria, Philodinida, Philodinidae.
AUGAUAGGCGUGUUUCUAUUCUUCAUUUUGGCUUGUUUUACACAAAAUAUUCAUGCUAAUCGAACUGUCACCGUAAGUACGAAAUAUGGUGAUGUAAUUGGAUAUGAGACUGAUGUAGCUCGUAUAUUCUAUGGUAUUCCAUUCGCUCAAUCACCUGUUAAUAAUUUAAGAUGGAAAUCUCCAGUACCUAUAGAUAAAUGGUCUCCUAAUGUACUAAAUGCUACAAUACCACCACCUGCUUGUCCACAACCACCAUGUAAAGUUCCUCCUAUAUUGUGUCCUGCUAUAGUCUCUGAAGAUUGUCUUUAUUUAAAUAUUUUUACACCAUUAUCUACACAAUCACUACAAUCAACGCCUUUACCUGUUAUGAUUUUUAUUACUGGUGGUAAUUUUCAAUUUCUUGAUGCUUCAGCACCAAUUUAUGAAUCUGAACGUUUCGUUAAUACAACUGGUGUUGUUCUUGUAUUCAUUCAAUAUCGACUCGGUAUUCUUGGUUUUUUGGCAACUGGUACCGGUCCAGAUGAUAUCAAAGGUAAUUUUGGUAUUCUCGAUCAACGUUUAGCUAUUGCAUGGGUUAAAUCAAAUAUUGAUGCAUUCGGUGGUGAUCCAAAUGAAAUAACAUUAUUUGGUCAAAGUGCUGGUGGACAAUCAACUGCAUUACAUUAUGUUACAAAUGAUAUGCAACCAUUUUUUCAACGAGCAAUUAUUCAAAGUGCACCUUUAACAAUUCCUUUUCGAACAUAUUUAGAAUAUGUAACACCAACUGUUCUUCUUGCAGAACAACUUCAUUGUGCUUUUGGUGAUAUUGCAUGUUUUCGUCGUGCUUCAUUUGAAGAUAUUAUUAUUGCUCAAGAAAUUAUAAAUAAUAUGAUAACUUCAUUGGAAGUUUUACUUUUCUUUGAACCAUGGGUACCAGUUAUUGAUAAUGUUAUUGUACGUGGUCAACUUCUUGAUCUUGUUUAUAAUACAUCAUUUCCACUUAAACAACUUAUUGUUGGUACAUUAACUGAAGAAGCUCGAUUUUUUAUUUAUGAAGGAUGGGCAAAACCAGUAUUGCCAACAGUCUAUGGUGAACUUAUUUUAGGUACAUUUCGUGAAAAUGCUGUUAAAGUUCUUGAACGAUAUCCACCUGAUAGUAUAUUUGAUGAACGACCAUUAUUAUCUCGUAUAGCGACUCAAUGGGUAUUUGCUUGUUCAAAUCGUAUUUUUGCACGUAAAGCUGCAUCAUAUUCUUAUGUAUUUGGUUAUCCACUUGAUUUUGAUGGUUGGGGUAAUGAAACAUAUUGUAAUGGAUAUGUUUGUCAUGGUGCUGAAUUACCAUAUUUAUUUGAAUCGUCAUGGUUAAAUUUUACUGAUGCUGGACGACGUGUAUCUCAAAGUAUGGCAACUUAUUGGACAAAUUUUGCUAAAAGUCAAGAUCCCAAUGAACCUAUACGUGUAUUAACACCAUGGCCAAGAGUAACUACUGGAAAUGAAAAAUACAUGUAUUUUCAAGAUCCACUACAAGUUCCAGAAAGUUACUUGAAAAAUGAUUGUGAUUUUUGGGAUAAGAUUGGAUAUAAAUAA